Molecule: messenger RNA, 363 nt
Organism: Ostreococcus tauri
Lineage: Eukaryota; Viridiplantae; Chlorophyta; Mamiellophyceae; Mamiellales; Bathycoccaceae
Product: unnamed product
Exons: 1
Coding region: 1-363 (120 amino acids)
Source: RefSeq, a predicted model, not a curated record
AUGGCGCACACGCUCAGAGAUCGCGCUCUUGGCGCCGUGCGCGUGACGUGUAGCGCGAAAGCGCUCGAAGGAAUCGCGCACGCGCACCCGACGGUGAUCGCGUCGUGCGAGAUCGUCGCGCGAGACGCUCGGAGACGGUUGCGGUGUGUAGACGAGGAUGACGAGACGAAGGCGGCGGCGCGGGACGGCGUCGCGAGGAGAGAAGGAAGGAACAGGGAGAGUGGAUCGAAAUCGAGCGGUGAGUGGAGUGGAAACGAUGUGAAGAUGAAUGAGACGCCGCUGUAUGAGCGAAGGCGUUGGAAGGCGCCGAGUCUGUUGGAUGUGGAGGCGGGCGCGGCGUUGGGCGAAAUCGAGAGCGCGUGA